Molecule: messenger RNA, 2433 nt
Organism: Eriocheir sinensis (Chinese mitten crab)
Lineage: Eukaryota; Metazoa; Arthropoda; Malacostraca; Decapoda; Varunidae
Gene: Xpac
Product: ABC transporter F family member 4-like
Exons: 7
Coding region: 209-2059 (616 amino acids)
Biological process (GO): nucleotide-excision repair involved in interstrand cross-link repair; base-excision repair; UV-damage excision repair
Cellular component (GO): nucleotide-excision repair factor 1 complex
Molecular function (GO): damaged DNA binding
Source: RefSeq, a predicted model, not a curated record
AUCAGUCAAACAGCGCCGAACUCUCCUAACUGCUAAAGGCGUGGGGAGGGAACCGAUAAUUACUCACAUUUACCUUAUUUUCUCGCUAAUUACUCGUCCCAUCAACACCUGGAGGACGCCAAAAUCAAGAUAAAGCCUUAAGUAAACCGUGUGACCCUUCAAAGGCUAAGGACACCGCGUAAAGGCUGCAAAAUAAGGGACACACAUCAUGGCCGCUGCCGCAACAAUACAACGGAAGCGGAGUAUUUUCGAUGAUUCUGACUCCGAUGUGGAUGACCCUCCUACCCCCCCAUCUCCGCCAGCUGCCCCCUCCCUGGCCCCCCCUGCCCCUAAAGCAAAGAAGAUAGAGGAGGAGGAGGAGGAGAAGAGGAUAGAUGAAGAGGAGGAGGAGGAAGAUGAUGUGAAGAAGGGGAAAGGAAGAGGAGGUGGAAGAGGCAGAGGAAGAGGGAGAGGAAGGGGUAGAGGAAGAGGAAGAGGAGGAGCAAGAGGAGGAGGAGGAAGGCAGUUAAGAGGUAAAAGAAGAAUGGAAGAUGCAGAAGAGGAGAAGGAGGAAGAGGAGGAGGUGAAGAGAACAAGAAGAACCAGAAAUCAAAAUAACAAGAAAGAAGAAGAAGAAAAAGAAGAAGAAGAAGAAGACUCAACCACCACCACCACUACCACAACUACCACUACUACCACCAAGCCCAACAACAACAACAGCAGUAAUAGUAAUAGUAGUAGUAGCAGUAGUAGUAGUAGUAGUAGUAGUAGUAGUAGAAGUAGUAGUAGAAGUAGUAACAGUAGUAGUGAGAUAGGGAGGAGGAGAGGAGGAAGAAGAGGAGGAGGAGGAAGAGGAGGAAUAUCAGAGAAAGAAGAAGAGGGAGAAGAAAGAGGAAUAGGAGGAGGAGGAGGAGGAGGAGGAGGAAAAACAGCACCAGGAAGAGGAGAAGGAGGAGGAGGAGGAGGAAUAAAGAAAGGAGGAAGAGGAGGAGGAGGAGGAGGAAGAGAAGGAACAUCAGACAAAGAAGAAGAAGAAGAAGGAGAAGAAAGCGGAACAGGAGGAGGAGGAGGAGGAGGAGGAAGAGGAAGAAGAAGAAGAGGAGGAGGAAUACGACAGAAGCUCAGAACACCAUCACCACUAGAAGAAGAAAAAGAAGAAGAAAGAAAGAAAACAAGAAUCACAGAAGAAGAGGAGAAGGAGGAGGCAGAAGAAGAAGAAGAAGGAGGAGGAGGAGGAGGAGGAGGGGAGGGUCCGAAGGUUAAGAUGACCCCUGCCCAACAAGCCCUGGCCGAACGUAACCGCCAGCAAGCAAUUCUACGGAGACGGGAAAAAGCCAAUCGUCAGAACCCUUACGCUGUGGCCGAGAGGGAGAAGAAGGAGGAGGCACGCAUCAUCCGCAUCAACAACACGAAAAUGGUUGACUCUGGCGGAGGCUUCUUCAUCGAGGAGGAGGAGGGGAAGGAAGGAGGAGGAGGAAAAGGAGGACUGACCAAGGAGGAUAUGCUGGCUGCGAUGCAACUCGUAAAUGACCCCAAGCCGUUCGUGGAGGAGAGCGACCGGCCAACGUGUGAUACUUGCAGCCGCACCUUCCACGCCUCAUACCUCUUCGACAACUUCUCCCACCCCACCUGUGACCAGUGCCGGGACCCCGACGACGCCCACAGCCUCGUCACACGCACCGACGCCCGGGCCGAGUACCUCCUGAAGGACACGGAUCUGGACAAGCGCCCGCCGCCACUCCGCUACAUCCUGCGCGCCAACCCACACAACCCGGCUUGGGGCGACAUGAAGCUGUACCUCAAACUGCAGGUGGAGAAGCGAGCGCUGGAGGUAUGGGGGUCAGAGGAGGCCCUGGAGGAGGCGAUGGAGAAGAAGGAGGAACAGCGGCAGACCAACAAACAGAGGAAGUACAACAAGAAGAUGAAAGAGCUGAGGAUGAGUGUGCGCAGCAGUCUGUACACACGGGCCAGCAAGACGCACACACAUGAGUACGGCGAGGAGAUGUACAUGCCUGACGAGGACGAGUACACACGGACAUGCAACUCCUGCGGGCACUCCUACUCCUACGAUAAGAUGUAGAGAGGGAGAGAGAGAGAGGAGGGGAUAGAAGAGGAGGUGAGAGAAGAAACAAAAGAAAAAGAAAAGAGAAGAGGAAGGGGAGAGGAGAGGGGGAGAGAGAGAGGAGAGGAGAGGAGGGGAUAGAAGAGGAGGUGAGAGAAGAAACAAAAGGAAAAGAGAAGAGAAGAGGAGAGGAAGGGAGAGGAGAGGAGAGAGAGAAGAGGUGAGAGAAGAAAUGAAAUAAAAAGGAAAGGAAGAAGAGAAGAAAAAAGGAGAGGAGAGGAGAGAAGAGAAGGGGAUAGAAGAGGAGGUGAGAGAAGAAACAAAAGAAAAAGAAAAGAGGAAGAGAGAAGAGGAGAGGAAGGGAGAGGAGAGAGAGAGAAGAGGAGGUGAGA